Messenger RNA from Aricia agestis (brown argus), 1095 nucleotides. Its product is annotated as heat shock transcription factor-like. The transcript has 6 exons. Bases 24 to 1001 code for a protein of 325 amino acids. Gene Ontology annotation, molecular function: DNA-binding transcription factor activity; sequence-specific DNA binding. Gene Ontology annotation, biological process: regulation of DNA-templated transcription. NCBI's taxonomy places the organism in Eukaryota, Metazoa, Arthropoda, Insecta, Lepidoptera, Lycaenidae. The record is from RefSeq and is a predicted model, not a curated record.
UGAAAUAAUUUUAGAUCGUAAAAAUGGAAGAUACAAAUGACACAAAAGUUAUGGUAUUCCAAAAUAUGAGGUUUCCUCAGAAAUUAUGGCAAUUACUUAAAUUAGGUUCUAAUGCAAUAAUGUGGGGUGGAAGUGGGCAAUCUAUUCUUUUAAAUUAUAAAAUACUUCACCUUUAUUUACAAACUCAUCACUCAAUUUUUAAAACUUCAAAUAUAUCAAGUUUUAUUCGACAACUCAAUUUGUAUGGAUUUCGAAAAGUUACAUCACAUUUACAAGAUCCUUUAUGCAAUUCAAGCAACCCAUUUAUGCACGAAUAUAUGCAUGAUUAUUUUCAAUGCGGACGCCCUGAGCUACUUAAAAAAAUAUCUAGAAAACCAUUGAACUUUAAAACAACCUCAAAAUUUAAGAAGUGCAAUAUGCAAGGUCAAACAUCACUCACCCCAUUGCAAAAAGCCCGCCAUUCUCUGAGAGUUGCUUUGAACAAAGCAGUUGAGAACUAUUAUCUUCAUAACUAUGAAGAUAACAAAUGUAAAAUAGAGUUUGAAGAUGCUCAGGAAGUAGUAAGUGAUAAUGGUGAAGUUGACAUCAAUAUGUUUAUGCCAAAGGAAAAUGAAGUAAACCCUAAAACAGAUUCAAUGAAGAUCAAAUUAGAAAAUGAAUACUCCUGGUUUAAUAAUUCAAGUUUCUCUCAUAGGGAUUGCCAACAGAACCCUAAUGAAGGAGUUCAAAUGCAAUUGGUAGAAGCAAAUAGCUGUUAUGAUACAGCCAAAAUGGAAUUGCUUGCAGAAUUUAAUGUAAACAAAAAUACUAGUUUACUAAACUGCAUAUUACCAUCUUUGGGAAAUGACAAUAUUGAUGACAAUGCGGUAAAUGAGAAUACUGAAAAUUACUUUCAUGGUGAAUGGGAACAAAUGCUUAAUGACAUCAAUGCCAACAAACAUUCCUUCUAUUCACAAAUCUCAAUGGCAAAUGAUAUUUUGAAUCCUGAAAACUUUUAUUAAUAUAAUACGGUCUAAUACAUCGUUUUCAUCAUUACAGAUUGAGCAUGACACUAAAUGUGUUACUUUUUUUUCUUAAAUAAGUUAUGUUCUCUAA